Messenger RNA from Teleopsis dalmanni, 1964 nucleotides. RefSeq names its product translation initiation factor eIF-2B subunit delta-like. The record is from RefSeq and is a predicted model, not a curated record. Lineage: Eukaryota; Metazoa; Arthropoda; Insecta; Diptera; Diopsidae.
ACAAACACUGGCGGUGGUAUUGUAACAGAAAAAAAUCGUGAGCAAAUUGAAGCUGAACGUAAAGCGAAAAAACAAGCAAAACAGGCUGCCAAACUAGCUAAAAGCAGUGGAAGCAUUAGUAAGGAAAUAACGGGAAUCACACAGAAAUUAUCCGAUCUACAAAUCAGUAUUCCCAAAACAACAACUACAACAGCACAAACAGCGGCUACACCAGUUGAGAAUGUAGAAGAAAAGAAACAAUCAAUUACAAAAACGGAUAUAAAACCCACAGUGGUUACUAAAGAUGUAGGUUUAGGUGGAGAAAAAUCUCGUGAACAAAUCAAAGCUGAACGUGAAGCCAAAAAACAAGCAAAGCAAGCUUCUAAAUUAGCCAAAAAUACGAAUACGGAUACGAAUAAAGAAGUAACGGAGUUGAAUACAGAAUUGUCUAAUACGGUUUCAAAACAAUCAGUAACAGUGCCAGCUAGCGAAACAAUAACAAGUUCUGUAGAAGAAAAGAAAAAACCUGCACUCACAAAAGCUGAAAGGCGCGCAAUACAAGAAGCACAACGUGCUGCAAAAGCGCAAGCUUUAACUGCAAAAAGUUCUACAACCAAACCGGCUAUCAAUGAUAAAUCAGCAACAGUUGCCAAAACUGCAUCUCCUCCAAUCACCAAAGAGACUAAAUCUCCAAGUGCUAAAGCUACUACUACUACUUCUCCUGCAAAGCAAAGCAAAUUUAUUGACAUUAAAAUGCGGCUAUUUAGCCACUUAGAGUGCGCACGAACUGAUGUCAGCCUAUUUGUGAACAACUCACAAAUCCAUCCAAGCAUUGCGCGCUUAGGUGAACAAUAUGCACAUCGUACAAUAGUUGGUUCGAAUGCUAGAUGCAUUGCCUUUCUAAAUGCGCUGAAAAUGGUUAUCCACGACUUUGAAACUCCACCUAAGAAAGAAUUUUCACGCAGCUUGGAAGUUUUUAUCAAAAAUUGUGUGGAACACUUACAAAAAUGUCGUCCACUAGCAGUUUCCGUUACGAAUGCCUAUAAGCAUAUUAAACAUGUACUGACACAACUGCCAACUGAACAGCCAGAAUCUGAGCUAAAAGGAAAUUUAUGUCACUUUAUUGAUACUUACAUUGAGAAUCAAAUUGGAAAAGCUGCACAAGCUAUCAGCAGUUCUAUGCAGGAAAAAAUUUGUAAUGGUGACGUUAUAUUAACUUUUGGUUGCUCCUCACUUAUAAAUUUCAUUUUCGAAGAAGCUCAAAAGCGUGGUGUCAAUUUUCGAGUUAUAGUUGUUGAUUCACGUCCAUUCUGUGAAGGUCAAGAGCUGUUGCGCCGUCUUGCUGCUAAGGAAAUACCUUGUACUUAUGUUCUGAUAAAUGCGCUGGGCUUUGUUAUGCGUGAGACAACAAAAGUUUUGUUAGGUGCUCAUGCAUUACUUGCAAAUGGUUAUGUGAUGGCUCGCACUGGUACAGCUCAAGUUGCUCUGGUAGCGCGUGCAUUUAAUGUACCUGUCUUGGUGUGCUGCGAAACACAUAAAUUUAGUGAACGAUUCCAAACCGAUGCAAUUGUGUACAAUGAAUUGGGCAAUCCAAACGAUUUGGUUAUAAACGACAAAUGUUGUUUGACGAACUGGCAAGCGAAAGGCAAAAUGACACCAUUGAAUUUGAUCUAUGAUAUUACUCCUCCCGAAUUGGUCACUGCUGUAGCUACUGAAGUAUCGAUAUUACCAUGCACAAGCGUGCCUGUUAUUUUGCGCAUCAAACCGACGGAAAUUGGCUACUACAGCUAAAUAUCUCGAAAACUGUAAGUUGAUUUGGUGUUAAUCUUGUCCGACUAAAUUUAUUGUAGCGAAAAUAUAUAAAUAUAUAUUUAUUUUAGUUACAGUUCUUAAGAUUUCUUUAAAGUUAAAUUUAAUGUACUCUAUGAAUGUUACAUUCUACUGGUUUUAUAAUAAUAAACAUUUGUUUUUACAAGACUUUUUAA